This is a messenger RNA of Theobroma cacao (cacao), 911 nucleotides long. RefSeq names its product RNA-binding protein involved in heterochromatin assembly dri1. Gene Ontology annotation, molecular function: mRNA binding. The record is from RefSeq and is a predicted model, not a curated record. Gene Ontology annotation, cellular component: cytoplasm. Lineage: Eukaryota; Viridiplantae; Streptophyta; Magnoliopsida; Malvales; Malvaceae.
CAGCCCGAUUCUCAAGGUCUAGUCAGGUUAUAUAAAUAGCCAAACCCCAUACUGAAAAACCACAAGUUCCUUACAGGAUCUCUUUGUAUCUUCCGUGCAACUGACUCUUCUACCUUCCAAUCUGUAUAGCUGCUUUCUCAAGAGGAGAGAAAAUGAGCAGGCCAGGAGACUGGAAUUGCAGGUCAUGCCAAUACCUGAACUUCCAAAGAAGGGACUCAUGCCAGCGCUGUGGAGAACCAAGACCCGGUGAGAGAGGUGACUAUGGAAGCUUCGGUAGCAGGGGUGGCUCGUCAUUCGGGUUCACUGGCCCUGAUGUUAGGCCUGGUGACUGGUACUGCACUGUGGGGAACUGCGGAGCUCACAACUUUGCUAGCCGAUCAAGCUGCUUCAAGUGUGGUGCAGCCAAAGAUGAAUCGUCGGGAGGAUUUGAAGGUGACAUGCCAAGAAUGAGGGGUUAUGGCUUUGGCAGCGGCAGCUCUAGUCGCUCCAGCUGGAAAUCUGGGGACUGGAUUUGCACCAGGUCGGGAUGCAAUGAGCACAACUUUGCCAGCAGGAUGGAAUGUUUCAGAUGCAAUGCACCAAGGGACUCCGGCAACAAAUCUUCAUACUAAUAGAUUUUUCAUUUUUGGGGACUGCAGUUUCAGGAGAGUGAGACAAGACAAUCUCAGUUGUUCACUCUUUUUGCUCCUAUCUAUCUCUCUCUCUCUCUCUCUUUUUCUUUUGUUUGUUUUUUUCUUCUUCUUUUAGAUAUUACUUAUCUCUUUUCCUCUGCCAGGAUCUUUAGAUGAAUCAUGUUUGAAGACUUCGGUUGAAGUUGAGCUAAAUUAUCUAGCAAUUUGUCAGCUUUCUUAUAUCAAAGUAUAGGCAUGUACUUGUAUGGUAUCAAUCUUAUAUCAGUGUCUUUGUGCCCC